Messenger RNA from Coccomyxa subellipsoidea C-169, 1359 nucleotides. Its product is annotated as putative DnaJ protein. Lineage: Eukaryota; Viridiplantae; Chlorophyta; Trebouxiophyceae; Coccomyxaceae. The transcript has 7 exons. Bases 85 to 915 code for a protein of 276 amino acids. The record is from RefSeq and is a predicted model, not a curated record.
AGAGCGUUGAAUCUUCAUAGCUAUAUACCAAGAGGUUGCCGGAGUCUGAGACGGGCUGAUAUUUGCAACCUCUGAACGAGACCUAUGGAAGGGCAGGGAAGAUGCCUUUACGAGGUAUUGGGCCUUGACAAAGACGCCAGUCAGGAGGACAUAAAGAAGGCCUUUCGAAAGCUUGCGCUUAAACUGCACCCCGAUAAAAAUCCUGGUGAUGAGGAGGCUGGCUCAAAGUUUCAGUCAUUGCAGCGCAUCUACACCGUCUUGAGCGAUCCUGAGAGGCGCGAGGUUUAUGAUCAGACAGGCAGCCUUGAUGACUCAGAGCAGCUGGCUGGAGAGGACUUUGACAACCUCUACAACUACUUCAGGAACAUUUACAAGGAGGUCACCGAGGAUGAUAUCGAUGGCUUCGCAGCUGGAUACAGGGGCAGUCAAGAAGAGAGUGACGAGGUAUUGCAGUAUUACGAAAGAUUCAAAGGAGACAUGCGCCAGGUGUUUGACUGGGUGAUGUGCUCGGACGAGAAAAAGGACGCUCACAGAUUCAGGGACAUCAUUGUGUCCGCCAUUGAGGAGGGCCGUGCAAAGCAGUUCCCACGGUUCAAGCCCUGGUCUGAAAAGGUGGCAAAGCAGCCCAGGCCCAAGAAUCCAUUGGCGGUGAAGAAGAAGAAAAGCAGCAAAGCACAGGAAAAUGAUCAGCAGCUUAUAGCCCAGAUCAGGGGCACUGGGGCUGCACGCAUGGAGAAUGCAUUUGCGGCGCUUGAAGCAAAAUACUGCAAGCCUGGUGCAAAAGGAAAGAGGAAAGGGAAGGAUGUCGAGCUUGCAGAGGAGGACUUUGCCAAGGCCCAGCAAAAGCUCCAGAGCAGAAAAAAGGAUGGUGCGGCGGUCUUGGCAGACAAGCCAAAGAAGAAGCGUACCUGGUAGGAUGCCGGGCAGUGCUUGAGCAUGCUUGCCCUUUUCUGCUGUUCAAUUUGAUCAGUAAAAGAUGAUGGAUGUUGAUAAAACGAAUGGGAAUGUAGCGCAGUCAGAAAGCUCCUCACACAUCCCCUGCCUGAGGCAGGCUGCCUUAGAAACUAAUUUGACUCACUGCGUCAGGGGUUGAGCGAUGAGACAACAUAGAGUGCUCUUACUGUGCCAUGAAUCAGUGCCUAGAUUGAUACGUCUGCUACAGAUCAGACACUUUGGAUUCGUGUCAAUAAUGAUCAGCAUAUUUGGGGUUGAAUGGGCAUGUAUGGGAAUGAAUGUGCAUGCUUCAUGCAGCGAGGUGAGUGGAGGUUGCAAUUAUGAGAAGCUGAACAUCUGUGGCUUUGAAUUCUGUUUACAUAGAGCAACUGCAGUGACGCAUGCAAGAUGUCGACAUGUCGGUCA